Cyprinodon tularosa is the source of this 927-nucleotide messenger RNA. It is a transcript of the gene capslb, whose product is annotated as calcyphosine-like b. The coding region runs from base 111 to 737 and encodes 208 amino acids. Gene Ontology annotation, molecular function: calcium ion binding. The record is from RefSeq and is a predicted model, not a curated record. NCBI's taxonomy places the organism in Eukaryota, Metazoa, Chordata, Actinopteri, Cyprinodontiformes, Cyprinodontidae. The transcript is spliced from 5 exons.
UCUGGUCUCCAUGGUAACGGCGGGUGGUGUGUGACGCAGAGCAGCGUCGGAGCGGAGCUGGAGACAAACUGGUUAAACUGGGAGAAUUGGAUCGAGACAGCCGGUCAGCCAUGGCAGGAACAUCGAGACACGACAGAGAGAUGGCUGUGAAGGCCAAGAAGCAGCUGUCUGAUUGUUCUGAUCCGGUGGAGAGACUCCGGCUGCAGUGUCUGACCCGCGGCUCAUCAGGGAUCAAAGGUCUGGGCAGAACCUUUAAAAUCAUGGACGACAACGAGAACCGCCUCCUGGACUUCAAGGAGUUCCUGAAGGGUUUGAACGACUACGGUCUGCUGAUCGAGAAGGACGAGGCCAGCGCCCUGUUCCAGCUCUUUGACCGGGACGGGAACGGAACCAUCGACUUUGACGAGUUCCUCAUCACUCUGAGGCCGCCAAUGUCCAAAGCCAGGAAGGAGGUGGUCAUGCAGGCGUUCCGGAAGCUGGACAGAACCGGAGACGGCGUGGUCACCGUGGACGACCUGAGGGGGGUUUACAACGCCAAGUACCACCCCAAAUAUCAGAACGGGGAGUGGACGGAGGAGCAGGUGUUCAGGACGUUCCUGGACAGCUUUGAUUCACCCUACGACAAAGAUGGAAAGGUGACCAAGGAGGAGUUUGUCAACUACUACAGUGGCGUCAGCGCCUCCAUCGACAGCGACGCCUACUUCAUCCUGAUGAUGAGGAACGCCUGGAAGCUCUGACAGCGACCUUGAUGCCAGCGGACCGGAACCAGCUCAGAACCACCUGAUGAUCAGAGGCUAUCCUCUGGAUCUGAAGCUCUGCUGGAACUUCUAGCUGCUGAUUUCUAUAGAAACCACGAGACCUUCAGUUGAUAGAUUAACUUUAUUGUGCAUAAACAGGUAAAAUGGUUAAAUAAAGGUUUGAACAGGA